UCCGCUCUCCGCGGUGCGUAGAGAGGGAGGCGCCGCCCCGGGUCGGCCGAGCCGCCGUGCAGGUGCCGCCGUCGGGAACGGCCGCGUCGAGGGGUUCGUCGGAGGGGAGAUGGAGGAGCCGGGGGGCUGCGGGAGCGAGGCGCAGCGGGAGCGGGUGCUGUCCGUGGAGGAAUGGCUGCGGAAAUGGAGCGCGGGUGCCACCGGCUUCCAUAAGGAGCACAGGCAUCCGCUCCUACAGAAGCACCUGGACCUUCUGGUGGAUGGCAGGAAUGGGCUGAGGAUAUUUUUCCCUCUUUGUGGUAAAGCAGUCGACAUGAAGUGGCUGGCAGACAUGGGACACAGCGUGGUCGGCGUGGAUGUCAGCGAGCAAGCACUGAAGGAGUUCUUUGCAGAUCAGUGUCUCCCUUAUUGUGAAGAGCCAGUCCCAGGGAUCUCAGGAGCCAAAAAGUUGCAGAGUACUUCUGGAAACAUUUGUCUGUACUGCUGCAGUAUUUAUGAUUUGUCCAGUGCAGUUGUUGGCAAGUUUGAUGGGGUUUGGGACAGAGGAGCUCUAGUGGCUGUGAAUCCAUGCGACAGACAACGCUAUGUCACCUUGAUGAGCUCCCUAAUGGAGAAAAACUCUUCUUAUCUCCUCAUUACAGUUUUAUAUGAUCCAACCAAAUACAACGGACCACCGUUUUAUGUUCCUGAAUCUGAAGUUAAAAGCUUGUUUGGCAGCCAGUGUGAAAUUAAGUGUCUUCAGAAAGUCAAUGACUUCUCAGACAAACACAAGCAGUGGGGACUAGAUUAUUUUCUGGAAGUAAUGUAUCUAAUAAAGUUUGUAGCUUGAUUAAAAUCAGUUAACAUA
Phasianus colchicus (ring-necked pheasant) is the source of this 847-nucleotide messenger RNA. It is a transcript of the gene TPMT, whose product is annotated as thiopurine S-methyltransferase. The record is from RefSeq and is a predicted model, not a curated record. NCBI's taxonomy places the organism in Eukaryota, Metazoa, Chordata, Aves, Galliformes, Phasianidae. Gene Ontology annotation, molecular function: thiopurine S-methyltransferase activity.